ACUCGCAAUGUAACCGACGCAAAUAAUCUGUAAUUUUCAGGGUGUAUCAAGCUUGUAGUUGAGUCAGAAGGAGCAGUCAGUAGACGUGGUAUUGUAUUGUAUCAAGAACCGGAGAGAAACAUAUCCAUAUAUCAUAGAAAUAUCUGAGGCAGAGCAGCAAUUGCCCUUGCGUGUCAGGAAUUUGAGAAUUUCAAUAAUGAGUCUGCAGUUGUGUACAAUAAAUCCAAGCUUAAAGGACCUUCUCCGCAAAUUCAGAUUUCGCCGUGCUACAACCAAUGCUGCUAUCAUAAUGAAAGUAGACCAGCAGUCUUCAGAGAUAAUCUUGGAGGAAGAACUGGAUAAUGUAGAGGAUAUGGACGAGCUGCGGAACUCCAUCAAAGACACUCAACCUCGGUAUGUCCUCAUUUCCUGGCGUAUUGAACAUCAAGAUGGUAGGGUUUCCUAUCCAAUGGCCUUCAUCUUCACAACACCAAGAGACUGCCAGCCACAACUGCAGAUGAUGUAUGCUGGGAGUUACAACCACAUGAUCAAGGAAUGUGAGCUUACCAAGGUGUUCCAAAUACGAGACUUAGAAGAGCUGGAUGAAGAAUGGAUUCAGACAAAUCUUGUAAAGUGAAGAAGGUUAAUCAAAAACAACUAAGCCUAGAUGCAUGUUGGAUAGUGAAUUUAUAUGAUUUUGAAAUCUCCAUUAACUUUUUUAUAUCUUUGUAAGUACAUAUAGUAAUUGAUUUAUUGACUGCAGUCACAUAUGAGAACACUUUUCUGAAGAUAUGUAACAGUAUAAGACAACAGUACUUUGAAACAAAGAUUUUAUCAAAUUGUUUUUUCUACAGUUUAUACUCUGUAUAUAUUUUUACUGCCACCUUAUUCAGCUACCCAUAACACCUUUAUUAAUUAAUGAAUCUGUUACUGUUUCACACUUGUGCACCCUUUCUUAGGCCUCCCAUACUCUUCCAUUGAUCACACCAGAGUUGCAUUACCAUUUGAGGCCACUGUUAUAUUUUAGCAGUGCUAUCUCCUUGCAAAAAAAAAAAAAAUGCUUCUGUAUAAAUCAGUCCAGUUUGCAAAAUUCGUCUUUAAAAAUCUGUGUGCUAAUUCAAUCUCUCCAAGAUACCAAAUGAAUUUAGUUGUUAAAAUUUGUGUUGUUAAGUAGAAGUAUAAGCUGAUACUGUACACUACUUUAUUUUUAGCGGCACAAUAACCAUAAUUCUAUAUUUGUACAGUAUAGUACUCUAAAGUUUUUUAUAUAAAUUCCCUGAAGUUAGAUCUAAUUUUCUAUUAAUUGUACGUAUAUGCAAUGUAGUGUAUAAUGUAAUUUAAUUACUUAAAAUAUGAAUUUGACUUGUGCUCUCUGCAGCAUCAUCUGUUAAUUCUGUGAUAAGCAACACAAAUAAUAGUAUAAAAAUGCUAGUACUGUAUAAAUGAUUUUGUUUUGUUAAAAUGAUUUUAUUUGAUAUUAAUUCUGGAUAAUAACACUUAAUAAUCUUUUCAGAUCAUUCUUGUCUCAAAAGAAUUUGAAUUAAAGCUUCUUACGAUAAAUAUAGUGCAAAUAUCUUAAAAAAUACACAGCAAUAGAAUAUUCCAAGGAGGAAAGUUAAGAAACAGUGUUUACCUUGGGUGCAUUAUGGUCACAAUGCAGUUCAAUGUAAACUAGGAAGAGAAUAAAUAUUGUUCGGUGUGCCAUUGUUAAUUAUAGGUAAUUUUUUUUUUUUUUAAAUUUUGGAAGUACAGGUGGAAUGUGACUGUUUUUAGCAUUUACAGUGAGCUGGUUCAUUAUAGUAAAAACCAAGGUCAAAUCUAGUCUGGAUAUGAAUGAUGGAAGUACAAAUGCACAUCCUUCUCGUUGGAAGUACAGUGGACCCCCGGUUAACGAUAUUUUUUAAUUCCAGAAGUAUGUUCAGGUGCCAGUACUGACCGAAUUUGUUCCCAUAAGGAAUAUUGUGAAGUAGAUUAGUCCAUUUCAGACCCCCAAACAUACACGUACAAACACACUUACAUAAAUACACUUACAUAAGUGGUCGCAUUGAGAGGUGAUCGUUAUGCGGGGGUCCACUGUAUAGAUUGAACUUGAAAGUAAAGAUGGCAUGUAUAAAUAUAUUUAUAUAUACCAGCAUAUAGUAACUAGCAAGUGCAUGUAUGAAGUACAUGUAUAUAUUUUCAUGUAGAGUAUUCUGUCAAGGAGUACCACUCAGUAAAUAUGGAAUGUUUUCAUUGUUUUGAUUUGUAGUACCAUAUAUACUCGAGUAUAGGUUGAGGUUCUAAGACAAAAAUUUUAAGACAAAGUGGGGAGAGCUGACCUGUUCUUGAGCAAUACUUUGGAGAGAUUAAAGUCAUUACAUGUUGAGGGCCUUCAGUGUCAAGGGCACAUACACACUUGGUAACUAUAUUCCAUCUUAAAUAUACAAAUAAAUUUGAUAAUAUCCAAUAGUUUCAUUUGUGCCACCCUCUUCCUUCUGUUUGUUUACAGUGCAACUUGGGAUCACUGCAGAGUUGCCAGAAAGGGCACUGUUCUCAUUGUCAAGACAAACCAGUGCUUAAUUUCUCUUUUCACUUUAUCAGUAUGAAAUGCAAAUCAUAGUUGCAUAGGAUAAUGUAAACAAAUGUUAUUGAUCAGUAAUUGCAUGGGGGGGGGGGGAGAGGGUGCCAUUUGUUCAUCCCCAAAUCCUUUUUUUUUUUUUUUUUUUCAUGGUCAACUAUCCCAACCAUCCUUCCCCAUCCUAUCCUAUCUGCCAACCACAGUUUUUUUUUAGUUUCUAUCAGGCAAACUUGUUGGAUGUGAUUAGGACCUCCCUAGCCUGGGCCAUUGGGCUUGCUACAGUGCACUUCUAUUUGUAUUUAAUUGUCAUAUGAAUAGGACUUACCUAGCAUGGGCCAAUAGCACAGGGAACUGAAUGCCUGGGGUGGUGGGGCAGACACAAAAUUUUCUGAAUUUUGUUAUGGCAAACUAUGCCCAAAAUAAGAGAAAGUAGUGAAACCAGUUGAUUGUACAGUUUUAUAUAGUAUAGGAUGAUUAUGGGUAUCUGCAGUCUUACAUGACACUAUAAGUACUACUAAAGGAUACAAAAACAUUCUUGUCAUAUUUUCUACAGGUAUUGUCAUAUCUUCCAUGGUGUGCACAUUUUUAAAAGAAAAAAUAACCCACCUUCUGCCUGCCUCCCAGUGAAAACAAGUUUCAUUUGUGUAUUUAAAGAUGAAAACAGAUUUAAUGUUUGCUUUUUGAUUAAAGGUAAUUCCUGUGUAUGUGAAAAUUAUCAAAUUGAGAUCUUUUAUUUUUUUUUUUUAGUUUUAAAUCUCACCCUUACCUUCUGACCUGUAUGUUGAUGCAUUGGCCAGUAGGCCUACUGCAGUUCUGCUUUGUUCUUAAGUUAUUAUGUAAUGGAUAUGAAUAAGAUCUGUCCAGCAUGAGUAGGUCUUAAGCAGUGCUCAUUAUGUUUAUCAUGUGUUUUGACUAACUGUUUUUCUGCUUUUGUCACAACUAAAGUUUUCAACCCUAUUUUUACAUUUUUUUGUAUAGUUUCUUUUUCAGGUUUUGGUUAGAAUAUAUUUUGCAUCAGAAUCAUUUGAUUCCUUUAAAGUCCCUUAAAAUUUUGAUAAACCUAUACUUGAUAUGUAUGAAAAUUAAGGGUUUUCUGGCAAAAAGCCGAGUCAACUAUACAUGCCGUCAGGUUAUACUCGAGUAUAUACUGGUAUGAAAUGUAGCGUAAACACAUAAACACUAUUAUUUUUUCAAGUAAUGAUCUUUGUAGUGUGGUAUUUCAUUGUAUGCAAUAAUUGUAUAAAAUCAUGUUAUCUUUUCAUGUGCACAAAAUGUAAUUAUUAAAUAUAAUUGACUUAAUUAUCUUGGGUGUAACAACAGUAUUGUUUGUGUGUGCACAUGGAUGCAUGUGUGGGUGUGUGUGUGUAAAAAAUAUAUUACUACUACAUAUAUACAUUUGUAUGUACUCAUUAGCUAUUUCCUACCAUUACCCAUUAGAGGAUGAAGCAAAGAAAGAACAUGUUCACUACCACUGUCCAACCCUUUUCAGAAGAGCAUUCAUAUUGACUGACCAAACUACAACUUUUUCACCAUACUUUCAAAUUGUAGGAGCUUCCCAAUCUUGCAAACUAAAGUCUGACUAGCCAUAUUACCUACAUCCCUUCAAAGUUAUUACUGUACUAUGCCCAUACUUCAAUAGUAAGUCAAAGCCCACUCCAGUCUAACAUGCUCAUAUAUGAUAAACAGAUGGAGGGUCAAGCAUCAGUCAUGCCUUGCCUUGCACCAAGGAUGCCUCAUAGGUUUAAGCCUCUACCUACCCUUCAGUAAUGUACAUCCUUCAAACCCACCUUCCCACUUUUCCUCAGAUUAUCCCCUACCUCUUCCAUCCACCUUAAAUAUAUAUUCACACUCUUGAACCUGCUUUGAUUUUAUUUGUAACUGUUCUAAAUAUGUGCUGAGAACAUUGCCAUCAAAAUUAUGUUUGAGGGGAAGAAGUGUAUGGUAAGGUGGGUAUAAGCUGGACCAUGUUAUGAGGCUACCUGCCAAGCAGUAUAAUGAAACACUAAGUAUUACUGGGAUGAGGGGAUGGGGGUAUUGUGUGGGUUCAGAGAGCAACGUGAACUGGAAUUUCUACUGGCAUAUGUGAAAAAUGUGUCGAUUCAAAAACACAUCGGAAUUUGAUGAUUCUUGUCAUGUAUGUUUGGCUAUUUAGAAUGUUUUUACUUAUACACAAACAAUUAUUGUUAUUACAUUAUUAGGAUUAUAACUAUUGUUAUUGCAGUACAUUAUUAUUAUUAUUAUUACAGUAUUAUGAUUAUUAUUAUUAUUUUCAUUGUUUUUGCUGUAUUAUACUACUCUGCUUAUUGUUAUUAAUAUUUUUGUAAUCUCUACUUUUUUUAGGAUGAUAGUCAAAUGUAGCAAUGUUCUGAUAUAUUACGUGGAAUUUUUCUAUAGCAUAUCAAAAAGUGUAGAUUAACAUCAUAUGAAGUGUAGCACAUUAUCUAGAAAAUUUGAAUGCAUCAUUCAGAUUUUAACCAGGGGUAGCACAACAUAAUCAUGAAAGCAAAAUUAGACUGAAGAUCAGCACUUUGUAUGGUGCACCAUCUUGGCAAAUGUAGCACAUCAUUUCUCAGUUAGGUAAAACAUUUUUACACAUGUAAUACAUUGUAGGAACUUUUGAAUUUUCUUCAGUGAAACCUGGAUAAAGUGUCAUAUAAUGUUAGCCUUAUAGGUGCAGUAUAGUGUUGCUGCAAGUUCUUUACUUCUUACCUAUUGCACCAACUUUAAUUUCCAAUUUUCUCUCGUACACCUUCUACCCUUCACUCCUAACCUUCGCACGUUCCUACUUUUGUACAUCCCUCUCCUCAGCACUCUCUGAACCUUACGGGUUUUAUGCUGAUCUCGAUUAUAAUAAUUUAAUUCUUAAACUAAAGAAUUUCAAGUUUAUUUACAUGUCCUGGAAGGAAUAAGGAAGUGGUAUUUGGCAUGGGAAAAUUACAAUGUUACUGUUAAUGCCAUAGUCAAAUCAAAUGCUUUUGGCCUACAUUUAACACCUUAUAAAACAGUGGAGGUAUUGUAUAUAUCUGUUUAUGCUUCUAGGGAUCAUCACCCCUAUGGCUCUGAAAUAUUUCAGGAAUAAGACCUAUCUAGUAUUAAGGAAUAAACAGUGAAGUAAAGCUAAGUGCAAAGAUGUACCUGCCAUCUCAGGUGAUCAUGAGACUGGAAUUAAGACAAUAUUUAUUCCACAGUAGGCCAAAUUAAUAAAUAAUGGAUACAAUUUAGAUUUUUGUAUAAAAGCUUUGGAAUAACUUUUUUAAGUUGACAACAUGAUACAACUUAAUACUAAUUACCUCCAUAUUCCAUAAUUCAUUGACUGAAUGUAAAUAUUUAUUCCACUAAAAGUUUUUAAUGAAAUCAGUAUUAUAUUAUUAUUUGCUGGAUAAUUUUCUGCAAUAGUCUUUAGGUCUGUAGUGGCUGUGAAAAAUAGUUUUUAUAAUAAUAACAUAGUACUGUACUAUAUAUGUAGUACUUUGAAGGCAGAGUUACUCAGCAAAACUUAAUUUUUAUUAAAUUUUCCAGUUCUGCUUAUCUUAUUGAUUGAUGCUACUUUCAUGUCACUACAUAUAGUAUGCAUAUUUUUUUACUUUCAUCCAAAACUAACCCAACACUCAACUUAACCUUACUCAAAUUUAAGUGGCCCAUUUUGUACAGUCUAGUGUAACCCUGCCUAACAUUUGUAAAGUUAGUUUAAUUUUAGUAAUUUUUUUAACAAUAGCUAUUUGAUACCAAGGCAGGGUGACCCUGAGAAGAAAACACAUUCACCAACAUUCAUUAGUUGCCGUUUUUCUAAGUUUGUAUUAUUUAUUAUAUAUGAAAUUGAUUCAUUUUGCAAUGUGCCAGUUGAUUUUUAUGAAGUUGAUAAAAUUAAAGCAUGGUCACCUGACAAAAUGAUCCUUACCAACUGGGCCAGUUGGCAGGCUGUAUCUUAAGAAUCAUGACAUAUAUACAUGCAGUUGACUCUUAAAAACUUCCUCUAUAUGGUAUGAUUUUUUUGUUAAUGCAAUUAAAAAAGUACAUCCAAAACAAAAUAGUGUACAGUGAAGGCCUUUCCACACACUAUUCAGUCUUGCAUGUAUAUGCUGUACUUUACAAAAAAAUUGCUUUAUAGAGACAAGCUUAAGAGCUAAUUGGACAUUAUAUAAUGGAUAACCUGUUGUGUAUGAAUAGUGUGAUAAUGAUUUAUUUUAUAUGCUGAUAUUAUGCAAUUAUAUAUUGUGCUGAUAAUAUUUAAGUAGUCUGUGAAUGAAUAGUUUAGUUAUUACUUACUCAGGUGUAUUACAAGGAGACAAUAUUGUUUAUAACCUGAAAAGUUUAUCAUAAUAAGGUGAUAAUAUUGAUUAUAAUAUGGGGACAUUAUAUAUUGUGAAGUGGCUAUGUUUUUACCUACAUAGUUGCACCAAGAUGUGCAUGUCUUAGUGUGCCAUAUUAUUAUAGUUCAAGUGCCAUGAUGGAAUCUUCACAUACCAAAGUUCAUUGAUUUCUAAUGUUUUAAUUCACAAUGGUACAUGUUAUUAAAACCCUAAAUUAUGAGAGCUGUAACAAUUAUCCAUAAGUAAAGACUUUAAUAAAAAUGCAAUACAUGUUUUUAUGUAUUCAAAAAAAGUU
Messenger RNA from Cherax quadricarinatus, 7141 nucleotides. It is a transcript of the gene GMF, whose product is annotated as Glia maturation factor. Gene Ontology annotation, biological process: negative regulation of Arp2/3 complex-mediated actin nucleation; actin filament debranching. Gene Ontology annotation, molecular function: actin binding; Arp2/3 complex binding. The record is from RefSeq and is a predicted model, not a curated record. NCBI's taxonomy places the organism in Eukaryota, Metazoa, Arthropoda, Malacostraca, Decapoda, Parastacidae. Gene Ontology annotation, cellular component: actin cortical patch.